This is a messenger RNA of Leptidea sinapis, 3545 nucleotides long. RefSeq lists its product as uncharacterized. NCBI's taxonomy places the organism in Eukaryota, Metazoa, Arthropoda, Insecta, Lepidoptera, Pieridae. The record is from RefSeq and is a predicted model, not a curated record. The coding region runs from base 267 to 2051 and encodes 594 amino acids. Gene Ontology annotation, molecular function: DNA binding. The transcript has a single exon.
AUCAUCGCUAAUGAUAGUUGAACUAUUUUUCAGAUAAUAAACUUUUGCCAGCUACAACAACAAGACGAUACAGUCCACCACGGAAAAAAAUCAAGCUACCAGACCCUCAAUCAAAAAUAAAAGGAAAUAAUCUGAAGGUGGUAGAAAAAGCAGAACUGGAAGAUACGAUUUUAAAUUCAAGGAAGGUUGCUGAACAUUUCAACGUCAAAUCGAGAACAUCUACGUCAUCGGAACUGCCAAGCCUUGUUUCUUCUGAACAUGUUUUUAUGGAGAAACCUUAUGUAAGAGAAAACCAAGUCUCUCUCGAUGUUCAACCAAGUAAUAAUGAUCGCUUACUCAAAUAUCCCUAUAUUCAGCAAAUAAAGGAAAAGUAUAACGGAACCCAAGUUAACAGUCCGGGGGCUGGCUCUCGAAGUACCAUUGGAAAAACUCUUUAUGCUUCAAAGAUACCUCUAGCUUUUCUAAACCAAGUCUGUGAUUAUUCUCAGAAACCACAAGAAAACCAACCAUUGUCAAUCUAUCGUAAACAUUUACAUCACCUUGCAUUGACUCAAGGAAUACAACACAAUAAGAUUCCGAAUCUACGAACCUUUACUCUUGAUUUUCCUGAACCUCUGACCCAGGAUCCGAAUAUUGGAUCAAAUACCUCGUUUGACAUUCAAAACCCUACUAACAACGAUAACCAGUUCAGUCAAGCAGAGAUUUCAGAGUCAUCACCUGUUAUUCAUCCUCAAGUUUUGCCGAAACAGAAGACCCCUGACCUAUUUCCAGGAGUGGAGUGUGCUCCUUCCCAACCCCAUAGUAAGAUGACGAGUCCUUCACAUGCAUCGAUUGCCUGUUCAAAUUUAGCAGAGGAUCAGGGUUCAACGGUAGAAGACAUGGUCGUUGAAGAAUUGAAUGAGGCGAGCUGUAUUGAACAGAAUGUCCUCUCUGCAACUAGAGCAGAUAAUAAAUCCUCUGCUAAUCGAAAAGCUCUGAAAGAGGCAAAUCAUUCUGGGCAGACCGUAGAGAGUUCUAUGAGGGAAGGAUCACUGAUGGUUGAAGCAGUUACGUCGAGUGGGAUAUCGUCGACGCAAGAUGUGGAUAAUGCUGAACAAACUAACUCUUCAGAUCGAAAAUCGGACGAAAUAAUUACUAGUCCAAACUCUUAUGAACAAGCAAAUCGUCAACAAUCAGUUCUCUCUUAUUUGAACCAGGCGGAUGUCUGGGCGGAUCGAUUAUUUGAUCUUUUUCAAAAAAUGAAAAUCAACUUCUCGGAAACCUGUGACAUCGCUCAUGAAUUACACGAAUCAUUACUUCGAUCCAAGAGAGCGAUCGACUGUAUAGCGGAUGCAUCCGUAAAUUUGCGAGAAUUGAAAAAGGGCAAAGUCGCUGUGGUGAAGUCGAAAGAGGUUGCGGCGGAAGUUCAACAAAUAGCUGAAGAAAAUCAAGCUGAGAGGAAAGAGGAAGAAAAUCAAGCUGUGAGGAAAGAGGAAGAAAAUCAAGCUGAGAGGAAAGAGGAAGAAAAUCAAUCUGUGAGGAAAGAGGAAGAAAAUCAAGCUGUGAGGAAAGGGGAAGAAAACUCAAAAAAUCAGGAUAGAGAUAAUGAGGUUAGGAAAACGACUCGUGGCCAUAUUCGAACCUUUAUAUUACCUCCGGAAUACGAUCCACAUGACACCAGAUGGACACUAAAGUACCGUGAAAAUGAUCCGGAACUUAACCUGGUAGAACUUGUUCCUGGAAGCAGUGUGUUUAUAAACUCUCUGAAACUAGCGCAUUGCAAGCUAACUGCAAAAAAUAGUAAAGAGUUAGCUCGAAUGUUAUUAGUAGAAAUUUUUUCUAUGACUGCGUUAAGUGUUUGUUCACUAACGGGUGUCAGAGCGAACGCGUUCGAUAUAAGCGGCACAAAUGUCAGACCUGGGUUAGACGAGAAGGCGAGAAUGACUAUAUUAACAUUCGUUGAAAAACAUGCUGUUGAAAAAAAAUGGGGUCCGUUCGACUCACAGAGUGUCAUUAACAGCUUACGCAGCAAAAUUCAGGACAUAAGAGCUAAGCAUGGUAAAACAGCCUGAAGUUUUAUUCUGAGUAGAUAUAUCAAUAUUAAAGUAAUCAAUUAUACAGCCACGGCCUCUACCGUUUAUUGUUAGCGUAAGUUUGAUUUUAAUUUAUUUUUAAUGAAAGAAGGGAAUAGACGAGCAGGACGUUGUGCCGCUCAGGAUUCUUGAAAAACCCAAAAAUUAUGAGCGGCACUACAAUUGCGCCCGUCACCUUGGGACAAGAUAUUAAGUCCCAUUUGCCCAGUAAUUUCACUAGCUUCGGCGCCCUUCAGACCGAAACAAUAAUGUUUACACAUUACUGCUUCACGGCAAAAAUAGUCGCCGUUGUGGUACCCAUAAUCUAGCCGGCAUCCUGUCCAAAGGUAAAUAUUAACGGCCUUACAAAUAAAAAUGUUUUAUAACAACAAUAUUCUGACCCUAUACUAAGUAUUAUUAUACUUUGAAUAAAUUGAAAAUAAUACUAGAAUAUUGUUGACAAUACUUUUUUUAUUUUUAUAUUUAUUUAUAGAAAUACAAAUUUUACAAAAUGUGAACAAAUAAGAUACAUUGUAAAAACCACAGUAGUGUGACCUCAAUGCAUAGACUUGUACUAAAUAGUGUCUUCUCUCAUCCGUUAAGUCAAAUUCAUGUCAAAUUGAGCGGUUCGGCAACAGCGCAACCUAAGAUAAGACACAAAAAACGUAUAAUUUUAUCUUUGUCUGCUCUGUGUAUAUUAUGUUAGUUUGACGUAUUGAGAUCACUGACCUCUAUGUCUAUAUACCACUGGACUGUCGGCUGUCAAAGCGCUUUUGUGCAUGUUUGAUAUACGUCAUUUUGGCACUUUUGGCCAUGUAGCGUGAGUCUGCGGUACUAAAACGAGUGAUGACAACCUCAGCAAUCAUCAAUAGAUGGUGGGAAACUUUACAAAAAAAAUUGUGCACUUUAUAACGUUGAUUCUUGAAGUUUAAAUAACUCGGAAAACGAACGAAAUUAUUUCAAAAUGCAAAAAUACUUAAGAGUAUUGUACGUGUCUUCGCAGAGAGUGGCGCUUCAAAUAGGCACAAAAAAUUUGCUGUCAAACAUAUGGAAGAGCCUGUCCAGUGGUUUUUAAUUUUUUAUACAGGUCAGUGAUUGAGAUACGUCUUCACUUUUUGAAUUCGUUCUAUAAGACAGGCCGCAUACCUAAGUACGCUACCAUUAAGCUUCUCUUUGUAUGCUAUAUGCAAGUUUAAGAUAUGAAUAUGGGGAAAUAUCGGUUUACUUUAUAAAUGCUGUUUAUUUGAGCUAUUAAUUAUAUCUAGCACAUACAAUAAAACCCGUGACAUCAUUUUAAUUGUAGUGGGAUGUAUGUGUCGUGACUUCAUUUCUAACAAUUUAACGACCUGGCUUUAGUGACAUUGUAAUGUAACGACCAGUAAAAUUGUCAAUUGACAAUCUACCCUCAAGUUAUAAUACAACAUCCAAAAAAAUUGUAAACAUGAAAUAAAAUCAAAGAACAUAAUAUUAUUAAUUAAUUAAAUGUUUAUUUUA